Phialemonium atrogriseum is the source of this 1305-nucleotide messenger RNA. RefSeq lists its product as uncharacterized. The transcript has 4 exons. Gene Ontology annotation, molecular function: FAD binding; monooxygenase activity. Lineage: Eukaryota; Fungi; Ascomycota; Sordariomycetes; Cephalothecales; Cephalothecaceae. The record is from RefSeq and is a predicted model, not a curated record. The coding region runs from base 1 to 1305 and encodes 434 amino acids.
AUGGCGACCAAUGGGAAUUCCGCAAAUGGCACGGGCGCCGAGAGGAGCAAGACGGGCAUCAAGGUGAUCAUCGUCGGUGCAGGCUUCGGCGGUCUUGCUGCUGCCAUUGAGUGCCACCGCAAUGGCCACGACGUCGAGAUCUACGAGGCCUUCCCCGAGCUCAAGGUGCUCGGCGACAUCAUCUCGUUCGGCCCCAAUGCCGGCCGCAUCUUCUACCGCUGGAACAACGGCCAGGUGGCCAAGCGCAUGCGGGCGCUGUCCAUCGACCUGAGCAGCUACGGCUUCAACAUCCACAAGUACGACACAGGAGAGAUCGUCAUCAACCAGAAGAACCCCCGGUACAGCGAGGAGUCGGCCGCCUACAACGGCCACAGAGGCGAGCUUCACCAGGUCAUCUUCGACUACGCGAGGGACGAGCUGGGCAUCCCCAUCCACCUCAACAAUAGGAUUGAGCAGUACUUUGAGGAGGACGAACAGUCCGGUAUCAUCCUUGAAAAUGGCGAGAGGGUCACUGGUGACAUUGUCAUCGCAGCAGACGGCGUGCGCUCAAGGGCUAGGGAGAUUGUGCUCGGUUACGAAGACAAGCCGAAGAGCAGUGGCUAUGCAGUCUGGCGCACAUGGUUCCCCAACAAGGACAUGCUCGCGGACCCCCUCACGGCCCACUUCUGCAACAACGGCGACACUUUCAACGGCUGGAUCGGCCCUGACAUGCACUUCCUGUUCAGCACCAUCAAGAACGGGUCCGACUGCUGCUGGGUGCUGACGCACCCAGACACGCACGACAUCAAGGAGUCGUGGAGCUUCCCAGGCAAGCUGUCCGAGGUCAAGGAGGCCAUCAAGGACUGGGACCCGCUGGUGACGCGGAUCGUGGAGAAGACGCCCGAGGACCAGCUCGUGGACUGGAAGCUGGUCUACCGCGACCCGCUGCCGACCUGGGUCAGCCCCAAGGCCCGCGUCCUCCUCCUCGGCGACUCGGCGCACCCCUUCCUCCCCACCUCGACCCAGGGCGCCACGCAGGCCCUCGAGGACGGCGUCACCAUCGCCAUCUGCCUCAGGCGGGCCGGCAAGGCGGGCAUCCCCGCGGCGGUCAGGGCGCACGAGAAGAUCCGGUACGAGCGGGUAAAGCAGGUGCAGAAGACGGGCGAGAGCACGAGGGAUAUGUGGCACAAGGCCGACUGGGACAAGGUCAAGGAGAACCCCGAGAGCAUCCAGCUGCCCCGGGCGGAGUGGAUCACCAACCACGACGCCGAGAAGCACGCCGAGGAGGUGUUUGACGCCGUGCUCAAGGAGGUGUCGGCGGCGUAG